CACACACACACACACACACACACACACACACACACACACACACACACACACACACACACACACACACACACACACACACACGCACACAACAAUAAAAACUAAUAUACACAACAUUUUUUACCCAUAACCACCAUAUUGAACAAUUAUUGACAGGUCAUUGUAAUAUAGUAAUAUCCAAUCAGAGCACGUAUAACGUUUCAUCUGCGCCUAGCCUAGCACCAAGACUUUUGAUCCUGAAUAUUUCAAGAUGACGUCCUUUUUAAACUUUGUGACUCAAUCAUUUCCUUACAAUGCGCUCAAAUCGUCAGAUUAUUGAAAUAUACACUGUUUUUCAUGUACUUAACUUACCUUGUCUUAAUGUGACUCGCUUGAGUUUUUCUGAGGGAGAUUUUUUUACUAACUGCACUCAACGAACGCCCCUGUAUUAAGUGUACAUCUAUGAUAGGGGUACAUUACAGGGUACAAAGUUUCUCCCCAUAUGAUUUUCUGACGGGCUUGAGAAGCGUGCAAAAUCGCCGCUUGGGCUCCUCUACCAUAAGUAUCUUAUUGUAUCUACAGGUCCAUGAGCUAUUUGAAAUUUGAAAGCAAAUUCAUAUAAAUUUUCCACAUCAAAAAACUAUCCCUGAUAUUAUCAAUUACUGUUAUACUAACCUUUAUAUUUAUUUUCUGUUUCAGAUAUUUAAUGAAUAAAAUUGUGUCAUUAAUAAAGUCAACGCAGUAUAUUUUUAAAUAUGGAUGAGAUUCCACUCCAUUUAGCAGCAAAAUUGGGAAACCUAGAUGAAGUUCAACAGUUGAUUGAAGGAGGAGCAAUAAUUAAUGAAGCACGUUCCGAUGGCUUUACGGCACUACAUCUAGCUACAGACUUGAAACACAUGGAAGUAGUCAAAUAUUUGUUGGCACACGGUGCAGACGUAAACGCAAUCGAAACAUCUGAGAGGUGGAGUCCGUUACAUUUCGCUACUGCUAAUAAUGAUCCUGAAAUGAUUCGAUUAUUAACAGAAGCGGGAGCAAAUAUGCAGUGUACAAGUAACAAUGGAUACAUGCCUAUACAUGCUGCAGCCAGAGAAGGAUAUCUAGAAAUUGUAAAGUAUUUUUUAGAAAAAGGAAUAGAUGUAAAUGUUAAAGUGCAUCGCAAAAAUUCCGUUGGCUUUACGGCACUACAUAUAGCUGCAGAAUUCAAACACACGGAAGUAGUCAAAUAUUUAUUGGCACACGGUGCAGAUGUAAACGCAUCCGUAAAGGGGUGGAGUCCUUUACAUUAUGCUACCUACAAUAAUGAUCUUGAAAUGAUUCGGUUAUUUACAGAAGCUGGAGCAAAUGAACAAUGUUCAAAUAACGAUGGAUGGAAACCUAUUCAUAUUGCAGCCAGAAAAGGGUAUCUAGAAAUUGUAAAAUAUUUUUUAGAAAAUGGGUUAGAUGUAGAUAUUACAAUUAAAAAGAACAAAAAGACCCCUAUUCAUCUGGCUGCCCGUUGGGGUCACAUCGAAAUAGUAGAUUACUUACUGUUAAAUAAGGCUAACGUGUGUCUCAAAGAUUGUCAGAAACGGAAUUCAAUUCAUCAUGGUGUUUUAGGAGGGAAUGCCAAAAUUGUUAAAAUCCUUCUAGAAAAAGGAGCUGAUAUAAAUGCUAAAGAUAUAUUAAAGUUGACUCCUUUACAUUUAGCUUGUCGAGACGGGUAUUUAGAAAUUGUCCAUUUACUUUUAAAAAAAGGUGCAGUGUGUAACCUUCAGGAGAGAUCCCGAAAUAAUUCUCCACUCCAUUUGGCAUCUGAAACCGGAUGUCUAGAAACUGUAAAGUAUUUUAUCGGUCUAGGUGCAGACGUGAAUUUCGGUACAAAUCAAGAAUAUACUCUUCUGCAUGCAGCUUGUAAAUGGGAUAAAAUUGAAAUGGUUAAAUUUUUGAUUGAAAAUGGUGCAGAUGUUAACAAGAAAACUCUACCCAAAGGAGCUACUCCACUAUAUUUUGCGAUAAGGAAUAUGUACCCAGAAGUUUCAGAGUUCUUACUUCUAAAUGGAGCUGAUCUAAAACAAGCUCAAUAUAAAGGCAACUGUCCUUUAUGGAUAGCUUUAAAACAUAUGUCAGGUGAUUAUCCAGAGGCAGAACAUACAAAGUAUAUGGUACUUGCAAAAGUAAUAAUUAAAUACACGGUGUUAAUUUACAAUCAUGUCGAAACAAUUAUUCCCGAUGGUUGUCCUUUCGUCACAGAAUUAUUGCAAUACUAUAAUGACUGCCAGAAAGAAAUAACACGUAUGAGGAGUGUAAUAAUAAAGAACAGUACUGUUUCAUUGUAUCAAAUAAUUUGCGACUCCAAUAAAGGUAACGCGUUUAUUGAAUAUCUACGUAACGACAAAAUUAAAAUCGAGUUACAAAAUAUUGAAGAUUACCUUAAAGACUUUUCGAUAUAUGGCAAUAUUCUUCCGUUGGUACAACAUUGGGUUAAGGAAGGCUUUCAAAGGAUCGAAUUACUUUCAGAUGCUGACAUAAUAAUGAACCAAAUUGCGCCUAAGUUACCAUCAGAAAUAAGUUGGAAAAUAUUCGACUACUUAAACAUGACUGAUCUUAAAACUGUGAUACAAUCAGAUUUAUUCAAAUAAAAAUGAUUUUUUGUU
Messenger RNA from Diabrotica virgifera virgifera (western corn rootworm), 2609 nucleotides. RefSeq names its product ankyrin-3-like. The coding region runs from base 732 to 2594 and encodes 620 amino acids. Lineage: Eukaryota; Metazoa; Arthropoda; Insecta; Coleoptera; Chrysomelidae. Gene Ontology annotation, molecular function: protein binding. The transcript has a single exon. The record is from RefSeq and is a predicted model, not a curated record.